Tachysurus fulvidraco (yellow catfish) is the source of this 2616-nucleotide messenger RNA. It is a transcript of the gene gjd6, whose product is annotated as gap junction protein delta 6. The record is from RefSeq and is a predicted model, not a curated record. The transcript has a single exon. Gene Ontology annotation, cellular component: connexin complex. NCBI's taxonomy places the organism in Eukaryota, Metazoa, Chordata, Actinopteri, Siluriformes, Bagridae. Bases 589 to 1635 code for a protein of 348 amino acids. Gene Ontology annotation, biological process: cell communication.
ACAACAAAUAAGAUAUCAGUAUAUAUUAAACCUGUUACACACAAACAACAAAACCAGAGAACAUUUUAACAGUGCAUAAAAAAGCACCUGCUAUCUGAAUUGUAUUUUUAAACAUCCAUCCUUUUAAAGGAAGCUCUGUUUAUCUCUGAGUGGCGGCGGAGCUAAAAAGAACCAGACGCUAUCUGAAGUAGGAAAGUGCUGUCUGCUUAGGCUUUUUAAAAGUAUGGCUUAGGUUAAAGAUGACAGAGAAAGCACCAUGUGACCCGGAGUCAAGUGGCCUCCGUUAGUAGGGUGCUUAUCUAAAAGGAGCAGGGAAAGGAUAGGAAAGGAUGGCACGGAGAAGCCACGGCACUUCAGAAGUGAGCUAUGAAAAAGCAGGUACUGUGUUUGGUUUAUAUAAUAGUACUAGCUUUAAUUAAGAUGAGCAUUUGAUUGAAAUACAGAAUCCUGAGUCUUGCUGGUUGCUAAAAGUAUUUAACUCCAGUUCUUGAGUCAGUUUAAGGAUUUGAACUCCUAGCACUUCUGGGUGGAGAAAAAAAAAUCUGCUGUUUUGGACAAAAUAUUUUUGCACUGGGACUCAGGGUGGCAAUGACAGAGUGGACACUGCUGAAGCGGCUCCUCGAUGCCGUGCAUCAGCAUUCGACCCUGAUUGGCCGGAUUUGGCUGACGGUCAUGGCGAUUUUUCGGUUGCUGGUAGUUGCCGUGGCGGCAGAAGACCUGUAUGCUGAUGAACGUACUAUGUUUGUGUGUGACACACUGCAGCCGGGUUGUGCCAAUGUGUGCUACGAUGCUUUCGCACCCAUCUCUCAGCCUCGUUUCUGGGUCUUUCAUAUUAUAGCUGUGUCCACGCCGUCGCUCUUCUUCAUUCUUUACACCUGGCACAACCUUUCCAAGAUGGUGCCUGGGCAAAACAUAGAGGACUGUGUACGGAACUGUAAUUCUGAAAGCUGCUCCAUCACGUCUCGUUAUCACCCGAGAGACAAGGUGGCUGAUGUUCUGGAAAAAAGCGCACGUGUUUCCCCAAAUCGUCGAGCUCUUGUCCAAAAACAUAUCUCUCUAACAAGAGGUUCCUCUGGAGUUCUGUCCAAAGCCUACGUGCUCCAUGUGUGUUUUCGUGCUGCAUUAGAGCUGGCAUUCCUUUCCCUUCAGUGGCUGCUGUUCGGGUUCUGCGUCCCAGUUCGUUUCACGUGUGCUGUCCCUCCAUGUCCUCAGCGUGUGGACUGCUACGUGUCGCGUCCCACAGAGAAGAGCAUCUUCCUCAUCUUCAUGUUCUCUGUGGGUGUGUUCUGCAUCUUGCUAAACUUCCUGGAGCUCAAUCACCUUGGCUGGAAGAAGAUCAGAAGGUCAAUGCAGGUAAAGGAAGGAUGGAGGAGCAACACUUAUGGAGCAAUAAAUGAGAACGUACGCUCUGGGACGAGCAGUACGACAUCUCUUCCUACACUGGAGCUGCUGGUGGAGAAUCAACCCAAGUGGACCUGCGCAGGAAAUGAGUGCUGCUCACCAUUAAAACAGGAAAAUAAAAAGUCUGAAAAGUCACUGCAGAAAGAGAGAAAUGAUGCAACACAAGUGCUGAGAGAAAAAACACAAACACACAAAGCAAGAGCGUCCAAACGUAGUGCUGAAGUCUGGAUAUAAACCGAAUCUCUCUGCACUUAUCCGUAAACCUAUCUGAUUUAGAGCUUGGUUUUGGGUAAGUUUUAAGUAGUGACUGACCUUUUUUAUUUUCUAUAAAAACUUAUGAUUAUUGUGAAACAUGAAUACAUGAAGAGUUGUGUGAUAAGCAACCUUCAAAUUUCUAAACAUUAUCGUGUCUUUAAUUUGACUCAUACCAACAAUUAUAAUUUAAAUGUGUUGACUGGACAAAGUGCAAAAAAAAAUUUAUAUUGAGAUUUGAUAUUGAAAAGCCCAAUGACAUCAAUUUUAUAUGUUACCUUGAGUAAUUUUUGCUACCCAAAGUUUUGUCCCAAUCCCAAAAACUACACUUGAUGGCUUAAAAAGUACAGAUUUAAGCCUUUUUAUUCAUUUAAACCCUAGAAAUUUCUCUUCGUUAGGCUUCAUAGGCUAAUUUUCUUUUUUUUUUUUGCAGGACAGUCCCCCAAAACAAAAAUUGGUCCCUUUAUGCAUCUGUCUUGAAACGCUGGGGUUGAGGGUUGGAUUCCUGUCUCCCCCACAAAAGAAUGGACAGACAUACAUAUAAAGAGAUGAUAAAUGAAAGUACACAGUUGCACUGUUUUUGCUGGGAACCUUGUGCUGAUCUGGUCUGUGUUCACGAAUACAAAUCAAUACAAAGUGACUGAUCACUUUCAUUUUGUGACUGAACAUUUCUAUCCUAAUGGGUUCAGUCUUUACCAACAUGAUUCUGCCCCUCUCCACACUGCUCACUCAAUGGAUUCAUGUUUUGUUAAAUUAAAAUGUAUAUUGAAAUGUAGAUAAAAUGAAAGGAUACUCUACUCUAAAGAUUGCACCAAAUCUCUUCUACAACUUAUAUGUUCCCUUGGAUGUUAGUUUAGACUCUUAUAUAAAAACAGUAGAGGAAGUAUGCCUUCUUAUGAGUGAGGGUUUUUUGUUUGUUUGUUUUAAAUAAUAGAAGUAGUAAAAAAAAAAAUUAAUUCUAAU